AAAUAAAAAAAUAAUAGGGACACUCUUGCACAAAUUGACUAAGUCCCACGGUAAGCUCAAGAAGGCUUGUAUUGUGAGUACUCAGACAAUGAAAUUUCUAAAUCAAAGGUUUCUUUGGAGGUCUCGGAAGGAGACAUAAAAUAAGUAUGUUAUCUUUACUAUUCCGUAGUUUUUGAGACUAGUAAAUUGUAAUUGAUGAUCUUUCGCUGUUAUACACCCUCCACACUUGGAUUUAAGAAAGUAGACAAUAAUAUAUCAAAAAUGAUUUCGUAGUUUUUUAGACUAGUAAAUUGUAAUUGAUGAUCUUUGGCUGUUAUACACCCUUCACACUUGGAUUUAAGAAAGUAGGCAAUAAUAUAUCAAAAAUGAUUUCGUAGUUUUUUAGACUAGUAAAUUGUAAUUGAUGAUCUUUGGCUGUUAUACACCCUUCACACUUGGAUUUAAGAAAGUAGGCAAUAAUACAUCAAAAAUGAUUUUCUUUAUUCUUUGCCAAACGCAGUCAAGCUACUAUGUCGCUGUUCGCUCGGUGCUUCCUAUUGGAUAACAUUGAUUUCCCAACUUCGAAUCUACGUAUCACAACAUUUCAUCCCAUCAACCCACCAAUGAAAACGCUGUACAGUUAUAAAAACUACCAAUCAGGAGCAUUGUUUUCAAACGUACGAAAUGAUACGCAGUGUUGGCUCAAAUCUGGUAUUUCGGAGGUUUUUCUUUUUUUAAAUAACUUAUACUACUGUAAAAGAAAUAAAAAGGUGAUGAAAUAUAAUAAUGUUCAGUGUUCUAACAAAUAUGGUGCUCAUGUAUGUGGAUAUUGUGUUAUUACUGAUUUUGCUGUGCCUAAUAUUAUGUAUGUGCACGUACUGCGUCGUUCGGAUACGAAGGCUACAGCAAAACGGACAGGUGACCAUUUUGCUGCGACCGACUAAAGUUAUGUUCUCACACAAAAAUGAAGAAAGUGGAAAGGAAGAGUUAAGAACCGUAGUAGCCUACCAGAACCCGUUUACCGGGGACUACUGCGUGAACAAAUCCCGCCCUCCUAAGGGCUACCUCAACGCCCUGUCGAUGCCGUCACCCGAGUCCACGGACAGCGGAGUUUCCGAAGAGUACGAGCCUUUGAAGCCUUUGGAUGGGAGGAAGGAGGGAGACUAUGGACCUUUUAACAUUCAUGAACACGGGACUCUUCAGAGCGUGGGCGACGUGAACAGCGUCAACAAAACCUGGAACUGGAACUAUAAGGAGUACCAAAUAUAAGUCACAUCAAAUGUACUGUAUUCUUAGAACAUAUGGUGAGUGACCCUUCUGCAUUCAGUAAAACAAAAAUUGUGUGAUUAUUAAUCAUUGUAUAAAGAAUUUAUAAAAUGGAAUAAAAUCCAUCUGUUUUGUCUCGCAAAUAACUUCCCUUGCUCAUACCUUAGGUAUAUCUUAUUGUUACAGAAUUUCCUAAUGUAGGUAUUGUAGUUACAUAUAUACAUUUAUUUUACCCAAAUUGUAUUUACAAGGAACAUAUUACUAAAUCUAUUAAAUAUAUGCGGUAAUUUAGAAUACGCAUAUACCGGGUGUGGUCUGUAAUACAAGCAUUAUAAUUAAAACAUAUUAUACUCCUCGAACGAUAAAACUUUUAAUUAUUAACAAGCAGAAACGUUUGCGAACGACGCUAUUAAGCUUAAAAUAAGUGGAAAGUUUACUGUCUGUCUGUGCUACUGCCUUGGGUGAGACUUGAUCCAGGGGUCGGGAGUUCAAGUGUCACCCAAGGCAGUAAUUUCUCCACUUUUAAAUUUAUUCUAAGU
Cydia pomonella (codling moth) is the source of this 1784-nucleotide messenger RNA. RefSeq lists its product as uncharacterized. The coding region runs from base 766 to 1248 and encodes 160 amino acids. The record is from RefSeq and is a predicted model, not a curated record. The transcript is spliced from 5 exons. Lineage: Eukaryota; Metazoa; Arthropoda; Insecta; Lepidoptera; Tortricidae.